Molecule: messenger RNA, 3738 nt
Organism: Closterium sp. NIES-65
Lineage: Eukaryota; Viridiplantae; Streptophyta; Zygnematophyceae; Desmidiales; Closteriaceae
Source: the annotation of a GenBank genome assembly
AUGGAGGGUUGGGUCUGCACUGAUCAAAAUGCAGAGAGCAAGGUGGAGAAGGAAGAGGAUGAGAAGGCAGAUAGAGGGAAGGAAGCAGAGGGAGGGAAGGAGAAGAGGAAGGGGAAGGAGAAGGGGAAGGAGAAGGGGAAGGAGAAGGGGAAGGCGAAGGAGGGGAGGGAGAAGCUGAGGCUGGUGGGGAUGGACUGUGAGAUGUGUGAGACGUGGGAUGAUGAAGAAUCCAUGGAGCUCACACGGGUCUCUGUGGUGGACGACAAGGGCAAGACGUGGGACGAUGAAGAGCCCAUGAAGCUGACACGCGUCUCUGUGGUGGACGGCGACAAGGGCAAGGUGCUGUUGGAUCGGCUGGUGAAGCCACAGAGGGAAGUGAAGUCGUAUGUGACUGAGAUCACCGGCCUAAAGGAGGAGAAUUUCAAGACGGUCCAAUACACGUGGGAGGACGCACAGUCACUGGAUGAGAUCACCGGGCUGAAGGACGAGGAUUUCAAGAAGGUCAGGGACACAUUGGAGGACGCACAGCGUGACGUGGCGGCACUGCUGACACCCAACACAGUGCUGGUGGGGCACCACGUGUCCUGUGCUGAAGAUAGACCAUCCAUUGGUCAUCGACACAUCGCUGCUCUUCCGCUACUCAUCAAAGGACUCCAAUAUGUCUACCGUUCAGCUACCCCUGGCUCUCGUUGCUCUGUUCCUCCCCAGCCGUCUCUCUUCCGCUACUCAUCAAUGGACUCCAACAUGUCCACCGUUCAGCUACCCCUGGCUCUCGUUGCUCUGGUGAGUCGUGCGCGCAUAACAUUGCAUUGGCACUGCAUGGGAUUGGGUAGUCAGUUCCUCCCCCAGCCGUCUCUCUUCCGCUACUCAUCAAUGGACUCCAACAUGUCCACCGUUCAGCUACCCCUGGCUCUCGUUGCUCUGGUGAGUCGUGCGCGCAUAACAUUGCAUUGGCACUGCAUGGGAUUGGGUAGUCAGUUCCUCCCCCAGCCGUCUCUCUUCCGCUACUCAUCAAUGGACUCCAACAUGUCCACCGUUCAGCUACCCCUGGCUCUCGUUGCUCUGGUGAGUCGUGCGCGCAUAACAUUGCAUUGGCACUGCAUGGGAUUGGGUAGUCAGUUCCUCCCCCAGCCGUCUCUCUUCCGCUACUCUUCAAUGGAUUCCAACAUGUCUACCGUUCAGCUACCCCUGGCCCUCGUUGCUCUGGUGAGUCGUGCGCGCAUAACAUUGCAUUGCCACUGCAUGGGAUUGGGUAGUCAUUUCCUCCCCCAGCCGUCUCUCUUCCGCUACUCAUCAAUGGAUUCCAACAUGUCUACUGUUCAGCUACCCUGGCUCUCGUUGCUCUGGCAGGGCAGCACAUCCCAGCACGGCAGUGUGGAGGGCUCGUUUAAGUGCCUCAACAACAUACCAACCUUCUCUCUCCCCUUCGUCCCACCCUUCCUCCCCCGUCCCCCCCUUAAGAGAAGAUGCGGCAGGGCGACACGUCCCACCACGACAGUGUGGAGGACUCACUGGGUUCCCGUCCGACUGGUUCAGACGGCUGUUGCCUCUGACGCUCUCCUCCCCACGCCCAUCCAGCCGCUCUCCGCCAUUGUAAGUCCCACCCACCUGUGUCAAUCACACCACGACAGUGUGGAAGACUCCUUGAUUCCCGUUCGGCUGGUCCAGACGGCCGUCGGCACUUCUGCACUGCUCCCCACGCCCAUCCAGCCGCUCUCCGCCAUUGUCAAGUCCCAACCACCACCUCACACUCUAUCAAUGCAUAUCGAACAUAAGCCUGAGAGAGGCCCAACCGCUGUGCUAUCCGAUUUCCCACCCGGGCACGGCUGUGCUAUCGAUCGAGUCCUAUCAGCCUUCCAAGUUGGAAACUAUCUGAUGAGGGAACUGACCGUUGACAGCCUGCCACGUGGCACUACUCCAGAGAUGAUCCUUGCCUUGCUGGCGCAUUACGAGAGGAGGAGGAUGGAAGCGAAGAGAGGGGAGGAGGAAGAGAAGGGGACAAGCGAGGGGCAGGAGGGGCCGGAGGAGGGGGAAGGGAAGGGAAAGAAGGGGAAGAAAGGGAAGAUGGUCAAGAAGGGGAAAAAGGGGGAGAGAGAGGGGGAGGGGAAGAAAAAAGGGGACGAGGAAGGGGAGAAAGAAAAGGAGAAUGAGGAGGAGGAUGAGACAAGAAUCUGGGUUCCGGGGCAGCAGAAGGAUGAGGAUGACAUGAUGCCAUGGGUUACGGUAGCUCUGCUCCUUCCCUUUUUGACUCUUCCCCUUGUGCAAACUCACGCUUUUUCUUCACCUACCACUCCUCUCCCCGACUGCUCUUCCCUCUCUCUUUUCUACCCCAGAAAUCCUGACCCAACCACAGGGAAACCUCGACCCAGCGGCAGAGGUGAUGGUUGCUUCGCUCGUGUGCACUACCCCUUCCCUUCGUCCGCUCUCGCUCUCUUCCACUCUCUUCCAGGGGAGAUUGAAGCGGACCCCUGGGGGCGGUGGAAAAAGAAGAUUCCAGUACCAGAGCACCUGCAGAAGCACAUCUAUUAUAUCGAAUACCCCAGAGGCGCAGGUGGUAACAGCGGUAUCCCUGUCUACCGGCCUGCGACAGAGGUGGUGGUGGCGUGUGGCGGCGAUGGUAACCGCAUGAUCCACGGGGUUGGGGCGAAGAUGCUCAGAGCCAUGGGGGAUCAACUGACACUUGUGUGUGAGGAUGCUGAUGAUGUAUGGGAUGUGCUAGUAGGGAGGGAAGAGAAGGAUGGGGAGGAGGAGGAGGAGGAGGAGGAGGAGGAGGAGGUGAAGCAGCUGGAGGCAGGGCAGGAGGAGAGGCAGUUGGAGCAGACGCGGGUGAGAGAUGAGAUUAUGGCGAAGGCGAGAGCGGACAUGAAGGCCAAGUGGAAGCAGAUGCUUGCUAUGGAUGAGACCGACGAGUGCUUAGUUGAGAGUCUUUUAAGAAGCAGUUAUUAUGAUGCGGUGGCUGCAGUGGAGAGGGCGAGAGGGGAGGGUGGGGGAGGGAAGGAAGGGGAGGUGGAGGUGCAGGUUGGAGAGGAGGGGAUGGAGCGGGCGAUUAGAGAGCUGAUCUUGCGGCUGCAGAGGAAACAGGAGCUUCUGCAACAGCAGCAGCAGCAGCAGCAGCAGCGGCGGCAGCAGCAGGGAAAGUUGGCUCAAGGGCAGGUUGAUGGAAGGAUGCGUGAUGGUGCUGAUUUGGGGGAGUUGAGAAGGAGGCUAGCGCAUAGGGAGAUGGAGGUUGAGGUUUUGCAGAGGAUGGUUAUGUUCCUGGGGCAUAGACUGUGGGGAGAGGAGGGGGAGGAGGAGGAGGGAGAGGAGGGAGAAGAUGAGAUGGAGUAUGAGUUAGAGGAGGAUUUUGAGAGAGAGGAGGGAGGAGUGGGGGUGGGGAAUGGGUUGGAGAUUGAGGGGGUGGGGGAGGAGAUGGAGGGGGUGGGGGAGGGGGGAGGAGGAGGAGGAGGAGGAGGAGGAGGAGGAGGAGGAGGAGGAGGAGGAGGAGGAGGAGGAGGAGGAGGAGGAGGAGGAGGAGGAGGAGGAGGAGGAGGAGGAGGAGAGAGGAGGAAGAGGAGGAAGAGGAGGAAGAGGAGGAAGAGGAGGAAGAGGAGAGAGAAGAGGAGGAGGAAGAGGAGGACGAAGAGGAGGAAGAAGAGGAAGACGAGGAGGGUGAGGAGCAGGAGGAAGGGGAGGAAGAGGAGGAAUAACAGGAAGAAGAAAGGAAGGAAAAAUAGGGAGGAAGAGGAGGAAGCGGAGUAG